Molecule: messenger RNA, 877 nt
Organism: Chara braunii
Lineage: Eukaryota; Viridiplantae; Streptophyta; Charophyceae; Charales; Characeae
Source: the annotation of a GenBank genome assembly
ACGGUGACGGACACUCUGCCGAAAACGGCCGAUCGCAGCUAACGACAAAUGGUGGAUAACGGAAGCUCCGUCGCGGAAGACACAACACGAUCGGGAAAGCGGGGGCGGCCUGAAGUAUUCGAAUCUGCCGACCGUGGCCGCUUUCCCACCACGGUCGAAGGGCGGCAACGCAAGGCAGCCCCUUUCCGACGUCGCGAAGGACGGCAGGCCGCCGAAGGGACCGUUGGCGGAGUAUUCCAUGACGCCGACCGUUGCCAACCGAAGAUGUCCAUCCACGGGCCGCGAGGAACAGCGAUGGACCAGCCGCGUCGAAAAUUGUCGUCGAGAGAGCUGCCGUCGACGCUCCGAUUCUUCCGGACGCUCGACCUCCAAGGGUUCGUUUUGUUCCCCGAGGAUAGGUGGAACGAUGAUUUCCUCGGGGAUUUUACUCGCCCUAGGAGUGCAUGGGACGAGGACAUGGCCCUUGCGCAGGAGGCCAUUGCAAGGGAUUUGAGGGCAGCAGAGAGAGCAAGACAAAAAGAGCAGGAGAAGAGGGCUGCUGUAAAGAAGGAGCUUGUUGAAGCCUGGCAGACAGAGAUCCAAGCUACGGAGGAGAUGAAGCAGAAAAUGCGACAGGCACAGAAUUGUGCCCUUAGUGAAGAAGCCCGUAAACAGUAUGAGGCCAGGAUCCUUGCUUUGAGGGAGCAAAGAAUCCAAAGGCAGCAAGAAUUGGCUGAAGACUUGAAAAACCAAAUGCAAGAAGCUGACAAUCGCAAGAAAGCUGAAAAAGAGGUAAAGGAUGGGCUUAGCUUCCAGGCCAUGACUUUUCUGAUUUAAAGACAGAAUUGCGUCAGAGAGGGUUCCCGGAUGCUAUUUUCGAUAAAGCCCUUACCAAUUU